Molecule: messenger RNA, 1533 nt
Organism: Elaeis guineensis (African oil palm)
Lineage: Eukaryota; Viridiplantae; Streptophyta; Magnoliopsida; Arecales; Arecaceae
Product: phenylacetaldehyde reductase
Molecular function (GO): oxidoreductase activity, acting on the CH-OH group of donors, NAD or NADP as acceptor
Source: RefSeq, a predicted model, not a curated record
GGUGCAUAGCUAUUGGAUAGAUUUUUCUGGCUAUUUCCUACGGUUUUUGUACGUUAAUGGGUGACGGUUUUUGUACGUUAAUGGGUGACAGCAGGACUUGCUUGGAUUGGAUAGAUUUUUCUGACUACUACCUGCGGUUUUUGUACGUUAAUGGGUGACAGCAGGACUUGCUUGAAUUGUCAAGCACGGGCGAAUUAAGUCACCCUCACGUGUCGCGAGCUGUUUCCGUGAGUUACACGUGGCGCAUCGUAUACCACUUAUAUGCCUCUUAUACUACGGCAAUUGUACCGAGUUGAGACCGAGUCGCGCUAAGAACUUGGUUAAAAGCCACAGAGCAAGCGGAAGCAAGGCAGAAGGGGAGAGACUGGAGAUGUCGAGCGAAAAGAGGGUAUGCGUGACGGGAGGCAGCGGGUUCAUCGGAUCAUGGGUGAUCCGCCUCCUCCUCGAACGUGGCUACACCGUUCGUGCUACCGUCAAAGAUUUGAAUGACGAAGGCGAGACGAAGCACUUGCUCGGCCUCGACGGGGCCUCGCAACGGCUUCGCCUCUUCCAGAUGGAUCUGCUUGACUACACCUCCAUCCUGGCGGCAGUCCAAGGCACUACUGGCGUCUUCCACCUUGCUUUCCCCAUCGUGUUCGGCCCCGUCCAAGAUCCUCAGAGGGAGCAACUAGAUCCUGCGGAGAAGGGGACACUCAACGUGCUCCGCGCGGCACGGGCGUGCAAGGUGAGGCGAGUGGUUGUGACAUCGUCAACGGCAGCCAUCUUACCCAACCCGAGCUGGCCCGCCGGUGUGGUCUACGACGAGGACUCAUGGACCGACAUCGACUACUGCAAGAAGCUCGAGUUCUGGUAUCCGGCUUCGAAAACUUUGGCGGAGAGAGCAGCAUGGGAGUUCGCCGCAAAAGAGGGUUUGGAUGUGGUGGUGAUCAAUCCCGGGAUGGUGUUGGGUCCCAUGCUUCACCCAGCUAUUGGUGUCUGCGCAACCAUUUUGCUCCACCUUAUCCAGGGUAGAGAUGUAGGAGGGAUACUGAACUCGUACAUGGGAUGUGUUGAUGUGAGAGACGUGGCACUGGCUCACAUACUGUUAUAUGAGAAGCCAUCGGCACGGGGACGGCAUCUAUGUGUGGAGGCUGUAACCCGUUGGUGCGACCUUGUAGCUAAGGUCGCCGAGCUCUACCCAGAAUUCCAAAUUCCAAGGCAUUCAGAGGACAAACAACCUUGGUUGGUUAGGGCAGAGAGUCCAUCAAAGAAGUUGAUGGAACUGGGUCUUCAUUUCAGAUCCAUGGGACAAGUGAUCAAGGAUACUGUGGACGGUUUGAGGAGCAAAGGCUAUCUCCAGUGACAUGAACUACUUUAUUGUUGGAUAUCAUGUGGAUGUUGUUUUGUUAAUAAUCUGAAGAUUAUAUGAUUUGGGAAGACUAAAAUCUGCUAGUAUAGUUUAUAUACCUUUUGUACUGGAUUUCUGGCGGCUAUUUGUUGUCUCUGCUUAUGAAGGAUGACUGCUUUAUGAAGAUGCUUGCAAGAUUUUCUAUU